Rotaria sp. Silwood2 is the source of this 4701-nucleotide messenger RNA. Lineage: Eukaryota; Metazoa; Rotifera; Eurotatoria; Philodinida; Philodinidae. The record is from the annotation of a GenBank genome assembly.
AUGCCAACUAUAACUUCUACAACGCAAUUAACUGAAACUAUGACAUUGAUCAAUGCGACUGAGGAAUUAUCUACCGAUAACAUUGAGAAUAUUGUUUCAACUACGGAAUUAUCUACCGAUGACAUGGAGAAUAUUGUUUCAACUAUGGAAUUAACAACAGAAACAAUAACAACUCACAUAUCAACAACAACAACAACAACAACUAUUAGAACGACAACAACUACCAUGACUCCACCGAAUUUAUUGAUAAAUCCUGGUGCUGAAUCAGGAUCAGAUGUUGGUUGGAAUCAAGUUGGUUCUUCUCCUGUCAUAAUUGAUUCAAAUGGCCAAUUCAAUAAUAAUUAUUAUCCAAACAGUGGAACUUAUUGCUUUGCUGGAGGAAACGGACCUAACUCACCAUCAAAAUUAGUUCAAAAUGUUAAUCUAUUGGGUGGUAUACAAGGUUUUACGGAAACUCAACUUGAUUUGGACUCUCUUAGAGCGGAAAUAACUUUUUACUAUCAAACUUGGGAUCGAAUGUUUAUCCCUCAUGAUCUGGUUCAAAUGUCUGCUGGUCCAUCAGCUGGUAAUAGUAAUGCUCUCAUUGUACCAAUAUAUGAUAAAAUUCCUUUAUCCCACUUACUUGAUGCUGCUGUACAAAAAACUUAUCAUGAAUUAUACACAAUGGCAGAUGUUCUACAUAGCAAAUCAAAUUUAGAACGAAAAAUAGAAUUAAUUAAAUUUGCUUGCCGUGUUAGACAAUUAUUUAUACGAAUUUUAGCUGUUGUUAAAUGGGCAGCAACAACCGGAAAAGUAACUGCAUGCGAGGAUAUACAAAAUUUUCUUGAACUUCGUGCACGAUUAAUACGUGAAACAUCUGAUUCAUUAGCUCAACUUGCACGUGAAAAACUUCUUGAAGCUCGAGUACCUAGUUUUCCUGUAACAGAUGCUAUUGAUGCAAUGACACUUGGUUCUGUGAAUUUUUUACCUAAACGAAUCGCAGAAGUUGCAACAAGUUUUACACCAGCUACUGAAAGUGAACGUCAAAAAAUUUUGCCACGCCUUCAACAAAUUCUUACAGCAAGAAUCUCAACUUCGGAAUUACCUAUGCAAUUUACUACUGUAAUAAUUAAAAAUGGACUAGUAACAUUGACAGUUGAUAGAGAAUUUGAAGUUAAAUUAGGAAUUACAAAUGAUAAUCUAUCAUCUCCAUGGCGUCUUUAUCAAACAAAAUUAUUUUUACAAGAUCCAGAAGAACCGGAUUAUAGUGAAAUAUUUCUUUUUCUUUUUACAGAACAAGAUCUUGUUCAUCCGAUGCAAAUACAAUUAUUAACAAAUUAUGUUCAAAGUUGGCUUAAUGAAUCUGAAAAACCAUUAGUUGAUCUUUAUAAUUAUUUACAUUAUUAUUGUCAAUCAUUAGGUUUACAAGUUUUAUUUGAACAAGCUCAUCGAAUACGUAAUCAAGGUGCAAAACAAAAAGAUUUACAUAUAUCUGGUUAUAAUCCAUGUAAAAGUUUUUAUAUUGAAUAUUGGAAAGAUUAUACUGCUACUAUUAAUAAUAAUCCACAAAAGAAACAAAUUUUCAAUGGAAAAAAUAUGGAUAUUGGUAUGACAAUUAUAUGUGAUGAUAAUGGAAAAUAUCAAAUUCAACAUUGGCCACCUUUACCUAUUGAUGAUAGUGUUGCCAUUUUAAAAGUUUUAGAAGUAAGAAUUUUCUUUGAUUUACUUGAAAUUGAUUCAUCAAUUCCAGCAUUACAAUGUCAAUUAUUACCUGAAAGUACAUCUGAAGAAAUUUUAUUUAUAUCAAUUAAUCCAUUUUCGGGUUUAUUUAAAGUCGUUUCUUAUAUGGAAACUCGUUAUUCACAACAAAUUGAAAAUGCACUUAAUCGUGAUCAAACAAAUUUAAUUGAUGCUAUUAAUUUAUUCAAAAUUUGGUUAAUUCAACAACGUAUUCCAUCACUUUUAGCUCAUCUCAAUUGUCAUGUAUAUACACGGAUACCAUCAUUAAAUCUAAAACAUGAAUUAAUUAUUCCUUUCAUUAAUGAUAGUAUUUAUAUUGAAUUAAUUAAUAACGAAGGAUUUUAUAUUCUUCUUCAUGUAUCUGAUGUAAAUCAAUUAUUAAUUCAAUAUUAUUUACUAAUUGUUGAGAAACGUUCAUCUAUCCAUGAACCACUUGUUCUUCAACAACAACAAACACCAAAUCAACAGACAACAACAUCAAAUGAUGAAGGUGCAAAAUGGAUAUUAGAACCAUUAAUUCUAUAUCCAUUAGAUCCAACAACAUUUUUAAGAAAAGAAUUAUUUGAAUUUAAAAAUUCAUUUCAAUACAAUAAAUCAACUGUAGAUGAUAACGGAGUUAAACAAGCACAACCGACAUCAAUUUUAUCUUUUAAAUCACUAAUAAAAUUCGUUAAUUAUUAUGACGAAAUGCUUUCAUUUAUAAUUUUAAAAGAAAAUUUUCAACAGAAAAAAACAAUAUGUAAAAAUAUACUCUACUGUCCAUGGACAGGCAUACCUUAUCUCGAUAUUGUUCGAACACCAACAGAUGAUGAUUCAUUUCAAUCAAAUUCUGAACUUCUCAGUUAUAUUAAUGAAUAUUUUUGGCCUCGUAUUCAAUCUUGUACUAUUCGAUUAUCUUAUCCUUUACGUGAUAUAGGUCGUGAUCAUAAAUCUACAACACGACAAUGGACUCUAGAUUUAAAUUUAUUCGAUAAAAAUUAUUUUCAUAAUGCUUUUAUUAAAACUCCGUAUAAUUCUAUUGUUGUUUAUAAUCAAACACCACAAGAAACUUCUUCCAAAAUAGUCAAUUUUAUUCAUAGUAAACUUCGAGCUGCAUUUGAAUUAACUCAUUUAUUUGAAAAUUAUUCAUUAUCAUUAUUAGAAUUAACUGAUCUUCAUGCAAUUUCUAAAUUAAUGUUUUUUAAUUUUUUUAAAUGUACAAUUCAUUAUGGACCAAAUUUUGCUUAUGCUGUAACAUUGACAUAUAAUAGUAAUCAAACACAACAAGAAUCAAAUUCAAAUGUCGAAGGAACAUUUGAUUUACGUUUUACAACAAUAAAUAAUAUAUUUCUACCAACAUAUCAUCAAAUAUUCAGUAGAAAAUUAACCUUAUUUUUAAAUCAAACACGUUCAUUAAAACAAUUUAUUCGAUUGUUACAUAUGACAGCAAUACCAUUGUCUUCAAUUGCACGAUUAAAUUGUUUCAAUCGACCGAUUGUUUUUGUUAAUCACGGCGGGUGUGCUCAAUCGACUCUUACACUUGUACCAUAUACUGAAUCUCGAUGGCGUCUUAUAUUUGGUCAAAUAUUUGCACUUGAUAUUCAAAUAUGUGGACCUAAUUUAAUACUUGUUCGUGAUGGUUCAUUUAGUGUACAGCUUAAUAGUUCAUUAUCAGAACUUACACAAAUUCCUAGACUUAAAGAAUUUUUAUCUGUAUAUGCGGAUGAUCGCGGUUUAACAUUCGAAUUUUCUGAUAUAACAAAUUGCUUUCAUGAACAAGAUUUUCUUUUUCCAGAACAACAGACACCUCUACCACUACCAAUUUCAAGUCAAUUAACAAAUCAAACAUUAAACACAGCAAAUAAUUCAACAUUAGAGAAUUCAUUCAUGGAAAUAUCAACACAAUCACCAGUUGCAUCACCUAGUGAUAUUUAUGAUGUGAUAUUUCGAGACCCAUUACCUAUGACCUCAGCAUCAACUUCGUCCAAUGUCAGAUCAGAUCAUACUGAUAGUCAGCAAUUAUCAGUACUCUAUAGUUACAAUCGUGAAUUAUUAACUAAAGUUAAUUAUCCUGUAUAUAUGACUCAACAAACCUUUUUUCAAAUGCUUUUUACACCGGAUGGACAUCAGUGGUCGAAAUUAGAAUCAUUUCUUGCUUCAUCGCUUCUUGUAAGACAAUUUGCUAAAGCUGUUACUGAACCUGCUGAUGCAAAUAAUCCAACCGUUCGUUCUGUACCAAAUGAACAAGAUACAUAUCGAAUAGAACAUUUAUCUCUUCAAAUAUCAUUUUUAUUCGAUAUUCCAACAACUAUAUAUCGAAUGUAUUUUAUAUCUUUAUUUGAUUCAACAUCACAACAACAAUCGAAUAUAUUCUGGUCGCCAGAUGAAUUACAAAUAAUUGAAAUAUUUUUUAAUGAUACAUUUUUUCCAUUAUCACCCUCAUCAAAUUUAAUAAUGCCAUCUAUUGAUAUUUUAUCUUUACAAGCAACUCAAAAUCUCACUACAGCUAUGGGUUCAUUUGAACGAAUGCUUUCACUUAUUCACCCUCGAAUAUUAAAAGAUCUCGUGAAAAUUAUUAGACUUGAACAGAAUCCUGAAAAUCAUCAUUUAUGGCGAGUACAUUGGUGUUUAACAGUACCACAAGGUAAUGGUUUUUCUCAAGUUGGUCAACCAGCAAUCUAUUAUAUGUCUAGUCGAUUAUCAUUUAUUUUUAUGUUUCAAUUUAUUUCUCGAAUAAAUCAAAAUGACCUUCAAACAAAUACUAGUAAUACUUCAACAUUUAUUGUUCCAUUAGUAUAUGAUACGAUUAAUAAUCAAACAACUUUAUGGGAUGCAUUAAAUAAACAACCAUCCAUGGGAAAUGAAGUUAAAUAUCAAACUAUAAUAAAAAUUUUGAAUAUAUCAAGAGAAACAAUGAAUCAAAAUGAAUGUUCAUUAUAUCCAUCAAUAUUUGAAUUAAUAACCCGUUUACAAGUUCCGUUUACAUCUAAUAACCUAUCAUAA